AUGUCUUCACCUUUCACUUCCAACGGCAACAAUACUUCUUCAGAUGUCGUAACUCCUACCACGCCUCUUCAUAUCUCGACCCUUCCCGUCAGUUCAGCUGCUGCGAGAUCGAUUCUCGAAGUUGUCAUGUCUACUCGCGGAAGCGCUGAACGUGACCCCGUGUCGAUCCCUUUAACUGCCCACCCGGGUGUCAAGGAAGGCAAAGACCAGUGCAUGAAGUGUGGCAUGAUUGGGCACCGUACUUAUCAAUGCGCUGAAUAUUCAACUUCCGCCGAAUCGAUCCCAGACUGGCGCCGUACAACUAACGGUAAGAUCUACAGUGUCAAGGCAUUACUCGGUAUGCAUCCUUACUGCAAGUGGACUAUGGACACGGUAUUGGAAGAUUCCUCAAGUCAAAACCUUGAUGAUAAUAACCCAUCGGCCACACCCACCCCUGUCCCUACGAGUGUCGCAUCCAAGGCUUCAAAUGACAAUUUGACCAACUUGACUUCGAAAGAUGAUUCGACCAAUUUACCUGCAAACGAAGAUUCCAGUGAUUUAGAUAUUGAAGCCAUGUAUUUCGAAAUUGGUCGUUCAGUCACUUCCGCAUGGACCAAGGGGAUUGAUAUCAGUCCUCCAUCCCCCACCCCUCCCGCUACCUCGUCUUCACCAUCUGUGGUGGUGAACCCAAAUCAAGAUUCUCGAUCAAAGGCAAAAGUCUCUCUCCACCAAGCUUUCAAUCCGUUGGUAACCCCAUGGAACGAUUGGUGCGAGAUUUGGAAUUGGAUCCCUGAAAGUGUUAAUGAUAAACACCAUCGAAAUCAAAUACGUUGUGUGAUCUUUGUACCUGACUUUGAGGAGCAAAUGGAUCAUUCAGGCUUAAAAGUCAUUUUCGAAGAUGAAGAUGACGAGCAAACUCUACAUGCACUCACCAAUCCUAAAGUUCCAUCAAAGAAACUUAGCGCCUCAGGCGUGGCCUCGAUCAAACUCACACCGGUGCAAAAUGAACCGGAUGCCAAGUUGAUCCUAAAGCGUCAAACAACUUGA
Melampsora larici-populina 98AG31 is the source of this 1026-nucleotide messenger RNA. RefSeq lists its product as uncharacterized. Bases 1 to 1026 code for a protein of 341 amino acids. The record is from RefSeq and is a predicted model, not a curated record. NCBI's taxonomy places the organism in Eukaryota, Fungi, Basidiomycota, Pucciniomycetes, Pucciniales, Melampsoraceae. The transcript has 4 exons.